This is a messenger RNA of Vicia villosa (hairy vetch), 683 nucleotides long. Its product is annotated as large ribosomal subunit protein P2y. The transcript has 4 exons. NCBI's taxonomy places the organism in Eukaryota, Viridiplantae, Streptophyta, Magnoliopsida, Fabales, Fabaceae. The record is from RefSeq and is a predicted model, not a curated record. Bases 153 to 494 code for a protein of 113 amino acids. Gene Ontology annotation, biological process: cytoplasmic translational elongation. Gene Ontology annotation, cellular component: cytosolic large ribosomal subunit; ribosome. Gene Ontology annotation, molecular function: structural constituent of ribosome.
UACUAUCGGAAUUUCGCUACUGUAAACCCAACCCACGGGAAAACCCUAGUUUAUAAAUUCAUAUAAGACGUUCCAAUUUCCGCUAUCUGCCUCAAUAACUCUCUGGUGAAACCCUAAUUCGAGCACUCAUUCCUCUCCCCUCUACAUCAAAAAUGAAGGUUAUCGCUGCUUACCUGUUGGCCGUAUUGGGAGGCAACGCAUCCCCUUCAGCCGCUGAUAUCAAGAAGAUUCUCGGAUCAGUUGGAGUUGAGGCUGAGGACUCAAACAUUGAGUUGCUCCUAACUGAAGUCAAGGGCAAAGAUUUUGCCGAGCUUAUUGCCAGUGGAAGGGAAAAGUUGGCUUCAGUUCCCUCUGGUGGUGGUGCUGUUGCUCUUUCUGCUGCAUCUGGAGGAGGUGCUGCAGCUGCCGCUCCUGCUGCUGAAGCUAAGGAGGAGAAGAAGGUUGAAGAGAAGGAAGAAUCUGAUGAUGACAUGGGAUUCAGCUUAUUUGACUAAGCGGGUUGCUUGUUAGACAUUUGUGGUUCUAGCUAUAGUUUUAGUUUACUCACAAGAUUUUGCUAUUUUAUUUCAAUUGAGACAAUGUAAUGACAUCGAAUUUAGGUGUUUUGAAUCUGUGUUACCUUUUUUGGGUUCUUUUAUUUAUAUGAAUGAGUACAAGACUAAAAUGAAUUUCCCCUCCUUUCA